Molecule: messenger RNA, 1461 nt
Organism: Hyaloscypha bicolor E
Lineage: Eukaryota; Fungi; Ascomycota; Leotiomycetes; Helotiales; Hyaloscyphaceae
Product: monooxygenase flavin-binding family protein-like protein
Exons: 1
Coding region: 1-1461 (486 amino acids)
Molecular function (GO): flavin adenine dinucleotide binding; N,N-dimethylaniline monooxygenase activity; NADP binding
Source: RefSeq, a predicted model, not a curated record
AUGGCUGUGGAAUUCGAUGUUGUGAUUAUUGGAGCAGGCCUCUCAGGAAUCAACGCCGCCCAGCGAGUCCAAAUGCAACUCCCAGGACUGACUUACACAAUCCUGGAAGCUCGCGGAGCCAUAGGUGGGACCUGGGACUUGUUCAAAUACCCAGGCAUUCGGUCUGAUUCUGAUCUCUAUACUUUCGGUUUUCCAUGGCGGCCAUGGGAAAGCACGAAAGCCAUUGCCGACGGUCCAUCAAUCAAGCAGUACUUGAUCGAAUCUGCUGCCGAGUAUGGUAUUGACAAGCACAUCCAGUACCGCCAUAAGCUGCUCGCCGCGGACUGGUCAUCUAAGACUCAGACCUGGUCGUUAGCAAUUGAUACCGAUGGGGAGAAGAAAUACCUGAAAGCCAAAUUCAUGAUCUAUGGCUCGGGAUACUACGAUUAUGAUGAACCAUUGCAAACCACAAUCCCCAACAUCGACACUUUCAAAGGCGCCACAAUCCACCCUCAAUUUUGGCCCCAGGAUCUGGAUUACGCUAGCAAGAAAAUCGUGAUCAUCGGUAGUGGAGCAACCGCAGUGACACUUCUGCCUGUCCUUGCAGAAACAGCAGCAAGCGUCACAAUGCUCCAACGGAGCCCAACCUACAUCUUGUCACAACCAGCAACGGAUUCCGGUUCCUGGAUCCGCAGACUUUUCCCUUCAUGGAUAGCACAUGCUCUCGUGCGCUGGAAAUACAUGUGGGGGAUGUGGCUGUACUUCCAAUUCUGCCGGGCAUUCCCGAUCAAAGCGAAGGAGCAAAUUGCCGCAGCUACGACAAAGGAACUUCCAAGCCGGAUCAAACAAGAUCCGAAUUUCAACCCCAGUUAUAACCCGUGGGAACAGAGGUUGUGCGUUUGUCCGGACGGGGAUUUCUUCAAAGCGCUGAGGAAGGGGAAUGCACAUGUCGUGACGGACACGAUUGAGACCGUUACAGAGACAGGGAUUUGCACAUUGCGGGGAGAGACGCUGGAUACUGAUAUCAUCGUCACGGCCACGGGGCUGAAGAUGAGAUUUGCGGGAGGGGUGAAGAUCACCCUUAAUGGUACGCAUGUUGAUAUCAAGGGUAAGUAUUUGUGGAAGGGGGUGCUAAUGCAGGACAUCCCUAACACGGCUUUCUUGCUUGGUUACACGAAUGCAUCAUGGACGCUGGGAGCGGAGGCUUCCAUGCAGCUAUUUUGUAGGAUAGUACGCUACAUGGCGCCAAGAGGACUUGGCGAUGUGACUCCGAGAGUAGAGGAUGAGAGUAAACUGCGGCCGAUGAGCAUGAUGAAUUUGAAGAGCACGUAUAUCCUUGCUGCGAAGGGAGUAUUGCCGAAGUGUGGAGACUUGAGGCCAUGGAGAGCGAGGGCUAGCUACUUUAAGGACUUUUGGGAUGCGAAAUUUGGUAGAUUUGAGGGGUUGGAGUUUCUUAGGGAUCGUGGACAAUUCGCGGAGUGA